This is a messenger RNA of Strongylocentrotus purpuratus (purple sea urchin), 5543 nucleotides long. RefSeq names its product frizzled-5. Gene Ontology annotation, cellular component: plasma membrane. Lineage: Eukaryota; Metazoa; Echinodermata; Echinoidea; Camarodonta; Strongylocentrotidae. The coding region runs from base 1163 to 2830 and encodes 555 amino acids. Gene Ontology annotation, biological process: non-canonical Wnt signaling pathway; canonical Wnt signaling pathway. The record is from RefSeq and is a predicted model, not a curated record. The transcript has a single exon. Gene Ontology annotation, molecular function: Wnt-protein binding; Wnt receptor activity.
GCUAAGGGGUGUCACUCAGAAAGGGGGUGAGGAUCCUAUUCAAACCUUACAACAAUCGCUUACUGAAGCCACAACUCCGACGAGAAGUCGCACCGUGCACACCGUUCUCUCUCUCUACCAUCUACCUCUUGCACGGGCUAUAUCUAUGUUUUUGCUUUCAUUUCGGUCAUCACUUGGGUUGGAGUUCGAGUGCACACAUAAAUCAACGACGUCAGAAAUUCAAUGCGUCAGCCUGACGAAUGCAGCUCGCCUCCCAUCAUUCACAUCGGGCUCCCUCGAUUAUCAUUAUCAGAACAUUAUUUUGCUGAGCUGAGUGAAGAUCUAGCCCGAGUACACGGGGCACCAAGCUCGUUGAUUCCUGGACAGGAGGACAAGGCCAUUAGAGUGGUCUGUGGACUGAUAUUUUUAUUUUCUCCCGCGUUAUCUUUCGCUCAAUGGACGUGAGAGUAGCCCUCGGAUGACGCCAAAUGGUUUCUAACAGUGCUCUUGAGAAGUGACAACUCGAGGAAAUGAAAAUCAGAAGUGUGAUAAGGGAGACAUUUUGAGUAUACACAUUUUACAUAGCAGACGAUAAUAUACCAACUGGAAUGCGAAUGCUCGAGAAGUACAAUCGCCUCACCAGUUUUGUUUGACUCGCCUUGGUAGCCUAUAAUAUUGAGAGGAGGAUCAGAAAUAUAGGCACACUGUGGAGAAGUGACUAUUUUCUUCUUUUGCCCACUCUUGUACGGCUGUGUGGAUUUAGUGUAGACGUUUUGCUUGUGCCACACAUCUCGACCCCAGCUUAGAAAACAAGUUUUUGAAAGGUAUGUGUGUUAGAGCGGACUAGUGUUUGUAUAGUAAAGAGGACCAAUUGUGGUGGCUAUGGUGAAAGUUCAGUUGGUUGAACUGGGACCCUAGUUGAGCUGAGACGAGUGGGCCGGGCUCAGGCGACUCUAAAGUAAACCUGUGAUAUACGGUAGCGGAGUACAAGGCUUGUUUGAUCAGUGAGGAGUGAGUGUUUAACCAGAGCUGGGAGCUGGCCUGUUGCAACACAAAAGGACAGAAACACUCGGUAAACUCUCAUUUUGAAAAGCGGAGGCAUACCACUCAGGACUGGAAGGGUUCUUUUCUUCAUCGAUUGCAUUGCAACUGUGUUAACAGCGAUUGCCAUCAGACCAUAAACAUGGCUGCCUUCAGUGGAACAAUCCAUCAGUUGCCCGUAUUAACGAUGAUAAUCUUCAUUGCUACAUUACUAUCUUGUUUCAAUAGUGCCCUGAGUUUUAGAGAUGCUAAAUGUGAAGCUAUUACUGUACCGAUGUGUCGUGAUGUUGGCUAUAACAUGACCUACAUGCCAAACCAUUUCAAUCAUGAUUCGCAAGAGGAAGCUGGACUUGAGGUGCAUCAGUUCUAUCCACUCGUAGAGAUCCAAUGCUCUCCGGAUCUCAAGUUCUUCCUCUGCAGCAUGUACACUCCUAUCUGCUUGGCGGACUACCACAAGCCCCUGAUGGCCUGCCGAUCGGUCUGUGAGAGAGCGAAGGCGGGGUGUGCUCCGUUGAUGCGACAGUACGGAUUCGCUUGGCCAGACCGCAUGCAAUGUGAGAAUCUUCCCGAAUUUGGUGACCCCGAUAAUUUGUGCAUGGAUUCGAACCAUACGAAUGCAGGAACGAGUGCACCAACCAACCCACCAAUGACACGACCCGGAGGUCGACGACCUCGCCCUCCAACCGAGAAAACGUGUGACUGCUCCUGCAAUGCACCUCUCAUCUCCGUCCCCGAAACUCACCCGUACUACAACCGUGUGUCGACCGGCGAGAUUUCAAACUGUGCAACUCCAUGUAAAAGUGCCUUUUUCUCUGAAGAUGAACACACCUUUGCGACAUUUUGGAUCGGGUUGUGGUCCAUAUUGUGUUUUGUGUCGACGCUCAUGACGGUCGCGACUUUUCUCAUCGACAUGGGACGAUUUAAAUACCCUGAGCGUCCAAUCAUCUUCCUGAGUGCAUGCUACUUCAUGGUCGCACUCGGAUUCAUCAUCCGUCUCGUCGUCGGUCACGAGCAGGUAGCAUGUUCAGGUCAAUAUGUUCGUGUAGGAUCGACGGGUCCAGCCCUCUGUACUAUCGUUUUUCUGCUCAUCUAUUUCUUCAGUAUGGCAAGCUCUAUCUGGUGGGUUAUCCUCGCGUUUACCUGGUUUCUCGCUGCUGGGAUGAAGUGGGGCAGUGAAGCCAUCUCAAGCUACUCUCAAUACUUCCAUCUCGCUGCCUGGCUUCUUCCCAGUAUCCAAUCCAUCGCUGUACUCGCCCUUAGCUCAGUCGAUGGCGACCCCAUAGCUGGUAUCUGUUACGUAGGCAACCACGACCUCACCAAACUCCGUGGUUUCGUACUUGCUCCUCUCUUCAUGUACCUCAUCAUCGGCUGUUCCUUCCUCCUCGCUGGGUUCGUCUCUCUCUUCCGCAUCCGGAAUGUCAUCAAACAGGGAGGAUGUAAGACGGACAAGCUCGAAAAACUCAUGAUCCGAAUCGGCAUCUUUUCCGUCCUCUACACCGUGCCUGCAACCAUCGUAGUCGCUAUCUAUAUCUAUGAGCAGCAUUCGAGGAGCGACUGGGAACGAGGUGUCACUUGCCCGUGCCUGUCAGAACAUUUACCGAAACCAGAAUACUCAGUAUUUAUGCUCAAAUAUUUUAUGUGCCUUGUCGUUGGGAUCACAUCGGGUGUGUGGAUAUGGACUGGCAAGACACUCAGCUCAUGGCGCGGUUUUGUCAACAGAUUACUCGGGAGAAAAUCAUAUCCAAAGAGAGAAAGAACUUUCAAUUGCAAACCAGUGAUGCUUAAAAGUUUACCAAAUGUUCAGGUGUGAUAAAAUAGAAUUAUCUCUAUUCAUACAACAAAAGGAAACAAGACUCCUUGUCAGCGUGUUAAGACAAAAUGCUGUAUUAUUUGGCUUGUUAUCGCUUGAUGAAACGUAUAAGAUAACUUGUUAUGCUGUUCAGAUUAUAUAUCAUCUUCCACUUGCGAUACGAACCAUAUUUGUUGCUUAUGUGAUGCACAUGUAGAACAAAAUGAUGUCAUAAUAUAUUAACAUGGUUGUACAAACUGAACCAUAUUUGGAAGAGCAGAGGAGGAAAGGGAUACGAAUUGUAAAUUGUUAGAGGCAUGUUGUGCGUCACAUUGAACAAGAAUACUGAUAUUGCCUUUCUAGUUUUUUUCAGAAGUUUUGUACAAUGAGGAUUUGUAUUCAAUGUUUCCACAGUGAAGAAAUUAACCACUUGCUCAAUUCUGCAUUCAUAUGCGUUUAUCAUAGUUUGCAAAUUAACGAUAUCUUUGUUAUAGUUCCAAAGAACGGAGAAAAAAUGGGAAAACAUAGAUUGCAUUUUGACACCUUGAUUUUGUUUGGUAAUUUAACCAUUUUCGUAUUGCAUAUCGUAUCCCAAAAACCCCGCGGGAACUGUUGGCAUUCGCAUUUUUCAUCAGAACAUCUAUUCACAGGGUUGAUCCUAGGGAGAAUAGAGGAAAACAAGAAUCAAAUUCCAAUGCUUUAUAUAGGUUAACCCACGUGAUAAGGCCGUCGAUGCCAGGAUAUUUUUCAUGUUAUGAGGAUAAAGAAAGAUUGAUCUGUUAUUAUCUUGCCACUGUUUGUGUUGUAUUACAUCUCUCCAGGUCCUUUUAACUUAAUGGGAAGUUCACAUAUGUUUGUAAAUGUCGUGAAGAUUAAUUUGUGUCCACUCCACUGUACCUGUGAUCAUUGAGAUUUAAUGAUGUGAGUUUGUUAAUUUAUCAGUUAUUUGUCGAUCACCUCUUUGUUUGCAACGAUCGUUGUUGUCGUGCACUCAAACUGCACAUGGACGCCUUACUAAUUUAAAGAAACUUCAGCGUCUUCAAAUGAUAUCAAACUGCAGUUAUUUCAAAUGUCAUCAAUUUAUGUUCUCUAGAUGUAUGUUGUACCGAGAUCAAAGGCAUAUUAUUGAGUAUUCUGUCCAAACCAAACCAAAUGACGUAUGAUUGUCACUCGUUCAUUGAUUUGAUAUAAAUUAGUUAGAUCAUCUGAGGAUCUGUUGCUACUCGAGUUUAAGGAAAUUCAAAUCAUUCAGUGAAGGCAUCCUAUUAGUUUUGUUUAGUUAUGUUGGUGUGCCCGGCCACUAAUACCAUUCAUAAUGCAUAUUACAAGUAAUCGCUACAAAUGUCGUAGUCGAUGGAACAUAUUUUCAUUUAAAUAUUUAUUUAUCAAUUCAUAUGCAGAAACCACUUAAUGAUGUCUUAAUCUGUUUCAUAAGGCCAAAUCCUAGGCUAAAGUGUACAGACAGGCCUUAUUAUAGUUGUUUGUUACAUCAUCACAUUUGCUUCAAUAUUAUAAUGUUGAUGAUUUUCACAUUGAAGAAUUUGCAAGACGGAUAUUAACUGAUAGUUCUAUCAGAAUCAAUAACUGAACCUCUUUCGUCACUAUAAUGAAAAAGUCGGUUGCAUUAGCUCGACCUGUGGGCCACCGUUGACUGGCUAUUCCCUUUUCUUCAUUUUUGUUUGAUUUGUAGCCCUAUGCUAACACAAAAGUAGAAUACCAGUACCGAGUGCUCUUUUACCAAUAACCUUCACCAGCGGCCAUGCCUCGCUUGAGAGUUUUCCUCUUUUCUCUUUUCUCUCACAUAAGUAGAAACCAAACAUGCUACUUAGCGAGCUACAUGUCCUGCAUCUGAGCACUUAAACAGCCGAUACAGAUCAAAUAAAUGUUACAUCACGGAGUCAACAUUAAAACCUGAGACACAAACACCAGUCCCUUUCUUCCUAAAUGCCACCAUUUGUUUGCUACCAUCACUUUUCAUUGUUUGAGAUGCUCUAAGUUAAUCUCGGCUGCCGAUAAAUGGCUUUCUCUCUUUUCUUUCAUCUCAUGUUUUCUCCCCUAACCGGACAGAGAAAUUGAGAGGAAAUAAGUAACGAUAUUGGUCCGCCCUUGUAACGGGGUUGUGUUAAUUUGUUAUUAUUACGAGUAACUUCAUCGACUUCUAAUGUAAAUGCAAAUAAGUCACAUUUUGCCUUAAUUGUGGAUGGAAUAUACAAGAUGUUUGGUUUAUAUGUACAGUACUUGUAAUGAAGAUUGCUCUUGAUAUCCAGCACCAAAGUUUUGUGAUUUCAAUACCUUGUUAACUUAUUAUUCACUCAGUUCCGAUUAUUAAUUCAUACCAGCGACAUCUAAUGCAACACGAAGAGGAGUACUUAUUGUCACGAUUGUAUUGUAGUGGAGGAUUUGUACUGAUAUAUGAAUCGUCGGCUUGUGAAUCAACGUAGGACUUCAAUUUAAAUACGAUGAUUAUUUUAUUAACAUCAUGUACCCAGUACAUACAUGUACAUGUAUACUUCAAUAUACCCGCAACGUUUUAAAGAUAGCAAACUAAUACGAAGGUUCUGUUGGAUUGCGUUACUCAUAACCAUGUCUAAUAAUCUUUAUAUAGUACAAAGAUGUGUUGUAUUCGUAUUUUCCAUUACGAUUAUUUUAUGACAUUAAUGUUGAUGACAUUGUAUAUUUGUUUUCACGAAACAACGUAUUAAAUCAUGAAGCAGAUGCAUAUUGCACAAAUGAA